This is a messenger RNA of Marchantia polymorpha subsp. ruderalis, 2495 nucleotides long. The record is from the annotation of a GenBank genome assembly. NCBI's taxonomy places the organism in Eukaryota, Viridiplantae, Streptophyta, Marchantiopsida, Marchantiales, Marchantiaceae.
CAGUAAUUGGGGUUCUCGCUGUAGACGGACAUGUUGUGCACUGUCGUCUCUGAUCCAUCUCUGUGCCAGACGGGUGCUUGCUGUCAGCGACGGUUGAGUUGAUGAGCGCACGAGAGAUGAGGAGAUCAUGGGCAACACACAGAAUACGGGAAUGUGGCACAGUGUGUCAAACAUCUCUCCCGUUCUCUGGGUCGAGAUACAAAAGUCUUGGAUCUUUCAAAUGCCGGCAAGUCUUUGCUCGCGUCAAUCCCUUAUUUUUCAAAGGGAGGCCGAGGAGAAGGACCGAAGCUUUUCGUCAUGGGUUUGGGAUUCAAACAUCGAGUGAGUGGCGGCUUGGGGCCUUCACCUGCCCAUAGAUUCCAGCAGAUCAAUGUUGAAAGUCUCGGUCCUUUUGAUCUCAUACUCAAGUCCAUAUCGCUUAUACAAGACAAUGCUGUGCUUUCUGCGUGGAUUCAGCUGACGAUCGUCCUUCCUGCUGCGAUCGCUAUGCUUUUGAAUCAUGGUUUCUUCUAUGCAAUUAUUCACAAGUUCAUGCCAUAUCCGAGACCACCCUCACCUCCGGACGAAUUGCCAGAGACGAGACCCGACAUCCGCAUGUUGAUUUUCAUCGGUAUCGUUCUGGUGGUGUUAGGGUUUGUGCUGACCGUGAAUCUCGUGUCAGCGGUGUUUUACGUAGUGAGUGUCGUAGACCAAGGCGAGAGCAUCACAUUCAAGGAUGUGCUGCGAGCUCUGCCGGGUCAGUGGAGGAGGGUGGCUGUCACCGGCUUCUGGGGAGAAUUGUUCUUUGCCGGCAUGGCCCUGGUUCUCAUCUUGUCUCAAAUUCUGAUCAUGAUGUUCUUUGACGUAUCACGAGUACCUUUGCUCAUAUUGAUCAUCGUUACCUUCAGCGUGGUGAGGAGUUUCCUCUUCUUCAUCGUCACGACGCUGCAGAUGGCGUACGCAGUUACAGUUUUUGAGAAGCUGGAUGGCCUCGCAGCUUAUAUCAGAGGUUGGAAGCUUCUCAAAUCCAGAUGGUGGAUUGCUCUAUGGAUUUUUGUGCUCUUAGACCUACCGAAGACCAUGUUGGGCGACGCUUUGAGUGCAAUUGUAAAGUCUCAACAAUGCUUGCACAUGAAGGUCCUGUUCGCGGUGCUGCUGGUUAUCCCGACGUCGAUGUUGACGCAAUUGUGUUCUACUUGUUACGCCUUCUUCUAUACUUCAUGCGACUUAUGCUCAGAUGAAGAAAGCCAGCACACGAAUGACCAAUUCCAGAUCGGAUUAGGUUAUCGACGUAUAGAAGCAUCUUAGUGGAUCCCCACUCAAAUUCGACGACCACCAGAAUCAGCAAAAUGAAGAUAUGUCCAGAGUGAGCUCGUCGCUUUUCGAUAUGUACAAAUAUUUCUCUUUUGAGACACUGAACGAAAUCCUCCAAUUUAACUGUUGGGGUUUAAGCAAGGUUUCCGGCGUCCGAGAGCUCUUAUCUCACUGUUUGCUGCGCUGUUUGUCGGGCAGAGAUCUGACCUCUACUUGCAGGAAUGGAUGGCACCAACGAAACCUCGAUGGAAAUCUGUUCAUUCCUCACGCAGCUCCGCUCAAACCGAACAGACAACUGGAUUUGAUUCUGCAGACACGAGAGAAAGUCCAGAAGAAAAAGGAGAGAAUCAGUGAAUCCAAGAUGCUCCUGUCGAAGAUACACACGUUGCCACAAUCCACUCGAGCCCUGGAGGAAAAAUUAGCAGUAUCUCAUCAGCCACAGAUACUCUUCACGGCGAUGGCUAUGUCCAUCCAAUAAUGCCUUGACAGUUCAUUCAGGACAUUCCAACUACUGAAGCAUAAGCAUUUACUCUCGAAGAAGUAAUUUUUAACACGCUCGAUGACCUCCGGAUACAACGCCACUAAAGCUUGGGGUGUUGGUCAUGCAAUCCAGUGCAGUCAUCAAUGUCUAGUUGGCGGUAACUGGAUCUAUCCGUAACUAUCUGCGAUGGGGGGCCACUCUGUCCAGCAAUGGCGGCAGGGAUGGUGCCUAAGUUUGGCUUUAGAAAUAAUCACUACUUUGUCAUGGCAUACGCAUGUGCCUACAAGCAGGAGGACGGCGCCAUAGAAGAAAAUAUAUAUAGUGACGUCAUUUAUCUAGUAUAGAACAGGCUAAUUGCUUGCGCAUGCGUAUGCAAUUAGUUCAACGAGGUUCAAUCCCAUGGACUAAAUUGAAGUAUACAGCAUCAAGUAUACAUAUUUUUUUAUAUAUGUAACCCUUGGGUACAUGUAACCACUGGCGCCUAGCACGGGAAGGGUGGCAUUGGAAAACCACUCUUAUAUCGAUGGAGAUAAAAGAUAGCGACAUUCAUAAAUGUGAGAAAUAUCUAAAGUAAAAAAAGACAUGUCAAGGAUAAGCUUUCAGCAAUGAUUUCAUGAUUUCUCUCCUUAGAAGGUCGCAACUCGGAUGCUUCCACCUUGUGCGGGGCACGCCCAAAGCUUCAUGUACUUUCUGCAUGACAAACACAAUCUUGCGCUUGCCA